Molecule: messenger RNA, 867 nt
Organism: Mycena indigotica
Lineage: Eukaryota; Fungi; Basidiomycota; Agaricomycetes; Agaricales; Mycenaceae
Exons: 1
Coding region: 136-867 (243 amino acids)
Source: RefSeq, a predicted model, not a curated record
UGGAAUGCAUCCCACACCAGAACCCAGAAGGCGGACCAGAAGUCUGAAUUCGUCCUUCUGUCGCAGCCCACGCCCACGGCGCCUUCUUCGCCGCGCAGCUCGCGGGCUUCCCACCCGUCCUUCCUGCCUGCUUCCAUGUCCAUGUCCAGCAAGAAGACGCGCCAUAUCGCGACGCGAAAUUUUCAUCUCCCCGAUGCAUGUGCAUCGAUAGCAAGCCAUUAUCUCCCGUUUCAAGUGCCGAUUACCUACGCGUCCGUCCCGACAUCCGAGCUGCCAAAUGCCUACCUACCCUGCCACUCGGUCGCCGCCAUACAAGCAUCGGACAUCCCUCCCUAUCAACGCUGUCUCCCCGCCCGACGGUCAACGGGCUUGCUGCUUAUCUACGUCUAUCUAUCGUCGAAGCCGCCGGAAUCUGCCACAACAGUCACCCUGCCUCGAUGGGUUCUCGACGCCUGGUUCUCGAGCGCCCGCGCUACGUCCGAACGCCGACGCCACGAAAUAGACACGCCCACACCCAGGAUUGUCGUGCGCCCCGUCACCGGCGCCGGCGACUAUCGGCCUAUGAUAUGUCGCUAUCACCCCGACGGCGGCGGCCUGCCCGGGUGCAGGCCCGACCGCCGGGGCCGGGUUUACGCGAUGCAUGAUGGAUGGCCCGCGUCCACGGCCGACCGGCGCCGAGUCCGACGCGCCCUAACUCAUAUCGCACCCGUCUACGUACCACCGCGUCCACCGACCUCGUGGCCCCAGCCCCAACGCCCCACCGUCCCAGAACCCAGAACCGCCCGCUCUGCGUCUUCUCCGCUCUAUCCCAAAUGCGCGAUAAGCAGUCCCUGUUGGUUUAUCGACCUGAUAACGCACCCGCAAUAA